This is a messenger RNA of Acanthoscelides obtectus, 1818 nucleotides long. Lineage: Eukaryota; Metazoa; Arthropoda; Insecta; Coleoptera; Chrysomelidae. The record is from the annotation of a GenBank genome assembly.
UGACAGAUAACCUAUAUUGCUUGUUUGCUAUUUUUGUUUAUCAACCCAGAACCCAAAAAGUCUGUGAAUUGGAAUAUUUGUUAUAAGAAAAUACCAAUGGCUUCUUUGAAACCGAGAAACGCUGACGGCAAAAUCAUACUAUCCCAGUUAACUAAGGAGCUGUUUCUGAAAAAUAUUGUUCAGGCGAGGCAGGCACAAGGAGAACAUUUGGAGCACUACGAUUUCAACAAAUCUAGAUGCAAAGUUUUAUCGAAAAACGAAACUGUCAAGAGUAAUUCCAGCGGCAUUCUCUACUGGAUGAUGAGAGAUUGCAGAGUUCAGGAUAAUUGGGCGAUGAUAUUCGCACAGCGUCUAGCACUGAAACAUAGUCUACCUUUGUACGUUUGUUAUCUUUACAAGGACGUACAUAAGCUGUGCCCCACCUUGAGACAUCUCACCUUUCUCAUAGAAGGACUGAAGAUAGUUGAAAAAGAAUGCAAAGAGCUGAAUAUUGGUUUCUACAUGCUCAAUAGUUCUGCAGAAGAAUUGUCUACCUUGAUAGAAAAAAAUAACAUUGGAGGAGUGGUUAGUGAGUUUUAUCCUUUAAGGCAUCCGAUAGAACAACAAAAAAGGCUCUUGGAUAAGUUACCUAAAGAUGUUCCAGUUGUACAGAUAGACGCUCACAACAUUGUUCCACCAUGGAUCGCGUCUGACAAACAAGAAGGUAUGGCAAAGUUCCUCCGACCAAAAAUCAACAAACAACUACCAGAAUAUUUGUGUGGAUUCCCCAACAUAUCAAAGCACAAAUAUGCUGGCAGCCUGAAAAACCUCACUAAUCAUCUCAGAGAUUUAGAUGAAGCGUAUAAACAUUUCAGUCCUAAUUGGGACGUUGACGUCGUGAAGUGGGGAGACGGCCCCGGAGAAGAAGGAGGACUGAGCAUGCUCAGGACGUUCAUGACUGAAAAAUUGAAGUACUAUGGUGUUACCAGCAAUGAUCCAUCCAAGGAUAAUACCUCCAAGUUGUCACCAUGGAUAAGAUUUGGUCAUAUUUCUGCACAAAGGUGUGCACUAGAAGUAAAGAGCCUAGAGUCGUUAUACAAAGAGCAAUGUGAAAAGUUUUUGGAAGAAUUGAUCGUUCGCAGGGAGCUUACAGACAAUUACUGUUACUAUAAUGAGAACUAUGACAACAUAAAUGGGGCUGCUAACUGGGCAAAGGACACUUUGAAAUUUCAUGCGAAAGACAAACGUACCUGGGUCUACACCCGCGACCAGCUCGGAGAAAGCGCAAACUCACGAUGAGAUGUGGAAUGCAGCGCAGAUUCAAGCAAACUCCGAGGGCAAAAUCCACGGAUAUAUGAGGAUGUACUGGGCCAAGAAGAUUCUAGAAUGGACAGAGUCUCCAGAACAGGCGAUCGAAUACGCUCUGUGGCUGAAUGACACUUUUUGUCUAGACGGCACUGAUCCCAAUGGAUACGUCGGCGUAAUGUGGUCGAUAUGCGGAGUUCAUGACCAGGGGUGGCGCGAGAGAGAAAUUUUCGGAAAAAUCCGUUACAUGGUCGACUACAGUUUGAGGAAAAAGUUCGAUAUGGAAGCGUACUGCGCAAGGCAUGGAAUAAAAAUGAAGGACAAAAAGGCGGGAGCUACUUCAAAGAAAGGAAUCAAACGCAAGGCUGAGUGAAGAAACAGCUAAUUCACCCAUCGUUUUAUAUUUUAAACGACUAUAUAAGUACAAACAAUUUACCCCUGUACCUUAGUUAUCAGUAUUUUAUAUAUUUUACCAGUCUCAUAGUUACUCAUUUUACAUGAUGUAAUUUCCCAUAAUCUUUCUUUUUAUACAUG